GAAGACGCAGUGAGGAGGAGGAGAAGGAGUUCACUUCAUCCGGGAGUCCGGUGCACUCAGGGAUAUUCUGAACUUUCGGGCUGAAUGCUGUAGCUCGGGGUCGGCCCUCUUUUUUUAAGUGUGUACGUGAGGUCCUUGCAUGCCUGCCGUGCAGAAAUGGGUCCCUCCGUGCACAUGAGGAUUACUGUACUCCUGGCCGCCAUCUCCUUAACUCAGGUGAUCACUGUCUCCUGCCAGGAAAACCCCAAGAAUGAAACGUGUGUUGACAAUGGACAAGUGUACGCCAACAAAGAUAUGUGGAGCCCUGAACCUUGCCGGAUCUGUGUGUGCGAGUCCGGCAGCGCUAUGUGUGAGACCGUUGUCUGCGAUGACCUCGGGGACUGCGCCCAUUCGGUGACCCCGGAGGGCGAGUGCUGCCCGGUUUGCAUGACCCCCACGACCACUCCCACGCCAAACCCUUCUGCAGCACCCACGGAGGAGGGCUCGAGCUGCGAGGUGGAGGGUGAGAUCUACGCUCAUAACGACAUCUGGAAGCCCGUGCCGUGUCGCGUGUGCGUGUGCGACAACGGCGUGAGCAUCUGCAGCGACGUGCAGUGCGAGGUGGUGCCCAACUGCCACAAGAUGGUGACCCCGGAGGGCGAGUGCUGCCCAGUGUGUGACAACCUGGCCAGCGCCACCAGGCACAUUGCAAUCAUGGGUUAUAGGGGACAGAAGGGUGAACCAGGUGAUAUUCCACAUCUGGUGGGAAUCCCUGGACCUCAAGGACCCUCGGGUCCUCCAGGUGCUCAGGGGAGAACUGGACAUAGAGGCUUUAAAGGAAGAAGGGGAUUCCAAGGGGCCCCGGGUUUUGAUGGCGAGCCUGGCAUACCAGGGAAUCCAGGCGAGCCGGGCCCCCCGGGUUUCCCUUCCCUCCCUGGAGGCAAUUUCGUGUCACAAAUGGCAUCAGGUUUCAAUGAGAAGUCAGCGGGCCUGACCGGAAUGGUAUCAGCAUCAAGGGGUGAACCAGGACCCCGAGGACCCUCUGGGGGAACUGGACCGCCAGGACCAAGCGGCGGCCAGGGACUCCCAGGCGAGCCUGGAGAGCCAGGAUAUGUGGGUGAAUCAGGUCUUCGAGGGCCAGAAGGGUUGCCAGGAAAAAGUGGUCCUGAUGGGGAGCCUGGACCUACUGGCGCACCGGGAGAUCUGGGAUUUACAGGAUCAGUGGGUGCACGAGGGUUACCGGGUACUCCAGGUGUCCCUGGUCAAAAAGGUCACAAGGGUAAGAUGGGCAUUUUUGGUCCCAGAGGUGAGGCCGGUGCUGUCGGUGUGAAGGGUGGUUCUGGAUCUCCUGGUGCCAUGGGUGCUACUGGCCCAGUGGGGCCACCAGGCUUAAUGGGAGAAAGAGGAAGAGCAGGUCCAUCUGGUGCUGUGGGAAAACGUGGUGCAGCAGGACAUAUUGGCAAACCAGGUCCCCUGGGUCCUAUUGGAAUCUCCGGUGUACCAGGCUUCCCAGGUGCCCCAGGACAGAAGGGUGAAGUCGGACCAAUUGGUGUGAGAGGAAGUCUGGGUCAGCAGGGAUCCAGAGGAGAUGCUGGUCAUGUUGGGCCACUAGGGCCUACUGGACGACAGGGAGCUGUGGGGCCUGAUGGAGCGCCAGGAACCAGAGGCGCAACAGGCCUAGCAGGUGUCCUGGGUCCAUCCGGGCUUGUGGGCCCGGUUGGGCCCCCAGGACCCCAGGGAACCACAGGAGCACAAGGACCAAAGGGCCAAGAUGGUGACGUCGGUGUGGCUGGAGUUAAAGGAGAAGCUGGAUUUAAAGGCGAAAGAGGUGACCAUGGUGCUCCAGGUCUGAUAGGCCCCAUGGGAGAUGAAGGGAAGCGUGGAUCCCGAGGUGAUGCAGGGUCUGUCGGUGACCCAGGAACUCAAGGCGAGACAGGCGUCCCUGGGAAUCGUGGUUUCCCUGGCACGGAUGGUUUUCCAGGUGCAAAAGGAGCGCAGGGCGAAAGAGGGCUGCCAGGCACAGCAGGCACAAAGGGGCUGACAGGAGAUCUAGGACGACCUGGAGAGCCCGGUUUAACUGGUGCUCGGGGGCUGUCUGGAAUUAUAGGUGCCGACGGAGAAGAGGGCAAGCCAGGACCACAGGGCUCAGCAGGAGACGAUGGAAAACCGGGCCCAGCUGGUUCUACAGGAGGUCGAGGUUUAGCUGGACCCAUGGGCCUGCCAGGACCAAAAGGCCUCACUGGUGAUCCUGGGAAGAAUGGUGAUGCUGGCAGUACUGGCUCACAGGGUCAAAGAGGAGUGCAUGGAAAAGAUGGCGAGGAAGGUGCUGCCGGUCCUACUGGCCCAGCGGGUCCUGCAGGGAAGAGAGGAGAGCAGGGACCACAGGGACCCAUUGGGUUCCAGGGUUUGCCUGGAGUGCCAGGCCCACCCGGUGAAUCUGGUAAACCAGGAACUGAGGGACUUGCUGGGGAGGAAGGCUCUGCUGGAACUUCAGGACUAAGGGGAGAAAGAGGUGCUCCAGGUGCAAGAGGUGAAACCGGACCCAAAGGACUGCAGGGACCUAAGGGUAGUCCAGGUAGUCCAGGCCCAGAUGGAUUCAAGGGAAAAUCUGGUGUAAAGGGAGCUGCUGGAGAAACAGGAAGUCCAGGACUUCAAGGGAUGCCCGGGGAAAGAGGCAUUCCAGGAUCCCCAGGCCCCAAGGGGGAUGUGGGCUCUGUCGGUGAUGCAGGACUAGAAGGCAAAGCUGGAAUUGAUGGAACUCGGGGUGUGUCAGGUCCAGUUGGACCUCCGGGUGCCGCUGGAGCUAACGGUGCCAAGGGCGAACCAGGCUCACCAGGACCCAACGGACGCCGAGGUACAAGAGGAGUACCUGGUUCAGCCGGUGAGCCUGGUGCAACUGGUGCUGCAGGUUUCCCUGGAGCUGCUGGUGCUGAAGGUCAGCCUGGCGUGAAAGGUGAGACCGGGGAAUCAGGCCUUAAGGGAGAGGCAGGACCACCCGGACCACCCGGAAUGGCUGGCACACCGGGAGUACAGGGCCCGGUCGGUCUGACUGGACUGAAAGGUGGCAGAGGAACGCAGGGUUCAGCGGGUUCUGCUGGUUUUCCUGGUUUACCUGGGGGCGUCGGUCCGCCCGGUUCUCUUGGUGCCGUUGGAGCAGAUGGGCCUAUUGGUCAAACUGGAAAGCAGGGCCCCUCUGGUAUUCGUGGUGAAAAUGGGGCCCCUGGACUUCAAGGCGAGAUUGGUGCUCCAGGCCCAGCAGGCACCCCUGGAGAGAAGGGUGAUUCUGGAGAGGACGGUUCUCCAGGUCCUACUGGACCUCUAGGACCUCCCGGCACCACAGGACAGCGGGGACUUGUGGGUCAUCCUGGUGUGAGAGGAGAGGGAGCCAUGCCAGGCCUGCCUGGUGCUGCGGGUCUUCCUGGAAAACCAGGAGCUCCUGGAGUUCCAGGGGGAAAAGGUCCUCCUGGUGGAGUUGGUCCAGUGGGAGCCACCGGGCCGAGAGGAGAUGCGGGCCCUGAGGGCGUGGCCGGUGAAGAAGGACCUCCCGGGACCGACGGACUCUUAGGAGCAAGGGGCGAUAGAGGUAAUGCUGGUCCCGAGGGUUUGGCUGGAGGUCCAGGUUCUCCAGGAAAUGAGGGUCCGGUGGGAGCUACGGGUAAUCCGGGACAAAGAGGUGAAAACGGUGCCAAAGGCUCUCCUGGACCCCAUGGAGCACCUGGAGUACGAGGCAAAGUGGGCCCUCAAGGACCACAGGGGGAGAAAGGACCAGAAGGUGAACAAGGAGAGAGGGGUCAGAAAGGUCACAGAGGUUUUACUGGUCUCCACGGUUUGCCUGGAAUUGCUGGUACUACAGGGGAUGGAGGUAUUCCAGGUAUUGUCGGACCAGCUGGGCCAAGGGGUUCUCCAGGCGUGGUGGGUCCACCUGGGAAGGAGGGGAACAUUGGCCAGCCAGGAGCAAUGGGUGCACCUGGAAGCAGAGGAACCAGUGGGGACAUCGGAGUUCAGGGCCCUGCUGGAGAACCAGGACCUCCAGGUCCUCCAGGCCCACCUGGACCUCCCACUGGAGCUGUAAGAGAAUACUUUGCAGCUCCCAUGGAUUUUGAUGAGGACGGUGUGCCAGAAGCUGUGGAGUUUUUCAAGGAUGACGUGGCGGCCGACACUCCUCCACUUCCAGAGUUUAAUAAAGAUGAGGCUCUUCCUAAUAAGACUCCCAUCAUCGUACAUACCACUCUGAAGACCCUCAGCAGGCGUAUGCAGAACAUUCUCAGUCCAGAUGGGACAAAGGAGAACCCUGCAAAAACAUGUCAGGACAUCAAGCAAUGCUAUCCACAAAAAACAAGUGGUGAGUACUGGAUUGAUCCAAACCAAGGAAGCACCAAAGAUGCCAUCAAGGUCUUCUGCAACAUGGAUAGCGGUGAAACCUGCAUCUCUGCUAAUCCAGCCAAUAUAUCCCGCAAAUCCUGGUGGACAAAAUCCACUCCCGCUCUCAACAAACCCAUUUGGUUCGGAGCCCAGAUGUAUGGCGGAACCACAUUCCACUAUGGAAACAACGAGGAGCAGCCAAACACGGUGGCAGUUCAGUUGAAGCUACUCCAGCUUCUCUCCAAAGAGUCCCACCAGAGCCUCACCUACCACUGCAAGAACAGCCUGGCUUAUAAAGACAGCAAGGGCACCAUGAAGAAAGCCCUGAUCCUAAAAGGGGCCAACGGUCAGGAGCUGAGGGCACAAGGCAAUAACCGCCUGCGAUACACCGUCAUUGAAGAUGGCUGUGUGACGUCCAAUGAUAAUUGGGCUAAGACAGUGUUGGAAUACAGGACUCAAACCCCAAUCAGACUGCCCAUUGCGGACGUGGCGCCCAUGGACAUUGGAAAGGCCAAUCAGGAGUUUGGCCUUGACAUUGGACCCGUGUGUUUCUCAUAAAACACAAGACCGGGAAAAAAAAUUAUGUGAGAAUUUGAGAAAAUGACUCCACUUCCUGUGAGCGCUGUGGAUGAAAGUUACAUCCCUGCAGUCAAAACACGUGGCUGCAAAAGACGUGACUGGUAGAAGGCCACCAUUAUUUAUUCAUCUUUUCUGUGAAACCUUCAUAUAGUCUUUUGAGUAAAGGGUGUUCUGAACAAAUGCCUAAUGCUAAGAAAUAAAAUCGCUUAUUAGGCAUUUGAUUAAGAAAAUUACAGAGUAAGAUAUUUAAUGUUGAAAAUUCACGUUUAAGAGUUUACACGUGUAGCCCUCAAUCUGGAUAGAAUAAAAUGAUUGAUUCUAAAUGAUUUGUUUGUGUUCAGAAACAUAUUACGUUCUUCAAAGAAAACGUUUGUUUGUGUGUGUGUUGCCAAAACUCUAAAAGCGUCACCUGUAAAUGCUACAUGCUUGACUGUAAAUUAAAAUUUAUUUGUUUGUUGUUGACAAUUGA
Molecule: messenger RNA, 5389 nt
Organism: Phyllopteryx taeniolatus (common seadragon)
Lineage: Eukaryota; Metazoa; Chordata; Actinopteri; Syngnathiformes; Syngnathidae
Product: collagen alpha-2(V) chain-like
Exons: 55
Coding region: 157-4899 (1580 amino acids)
Molecular function (GO): extracellular matrix structural constituent; protein binding
Source: RefSeq, a predicted model, not a curated record